GAUGCGCGCGUGUGGCAAUGCCCAUCCAUCGCGAUGGGGGAUGCCGAGCGCAGCGCGGAGCCGGAGCGCGCGGAGCCGUCGCGGGGAGCCAGGAUCGCCUUCCUCCCCUUCCUCUUCCUCCUGCUCCUCCUGUGCAAGGUGCGCGGCCACGAGGAGCCCGAGUGCCGGCUGCCGUGCGAUUGCCCCGCCGAGCCGCCCGCUUGCGCCCCCGGCGUACCGACGGUGCUGGACGGCUGCGCUUGUUGCCCGACGUGCGCUCGGCAGCGCGGGGAGAGCUGCUCGCGGCUGAUGCCCUGCGAUGAGAGCAGCGGCCUCCACUGUCACCGGGACGCAGGGAGCGAGGCUGGCUUGGGGGUCUGCGUGGACCUCGAAGGAGACAACUGCGUGUUCGAUGGGAUUAUUUACCGGAGUGGCGAGACGUUCCAGCCGAGCUGCAAAUACCACUGUACUUGCCAAGAUGGGCAGAUCGGCUGCAUACCCCUCUGCAGCCUCGACUUGCUGCUUCCUGGGCCCGACUGCCCCUUCCCAAGGAAAAUCGAGGUCCCCAAGGAGUGCUGUGAGCAGUGGUCGUGCGACCCCAAAGCAGAUGUGGAUGUCGGAGGCUUUGCAAUGGCAGCAUACAGACAAGAAGCCACCCUUGGGAUCGACGCAUCCGAUUCGAGUUCCAACUGCAUCGAGCAGACGACAGAGUGGAGUGCGUGCUCCACGAGCUGCGGAAUGGGCUUCUCCACUCGGGUCACCAACAAGAACGCAGCGUGUGAGAUGGUGAAGCAGACCAGGCUCUGUGAGGUGCGGCCUUGCGAAAGUGCUCGCCUGCCAGAUAAGAAGGGGAAGAGGUGUGUCCGCACCAAGAAGUCUCCGACACCUGUCCACUUGAAGUACGACAACUGCACCAGCAUCCAUCUGUAUAAACCCCGUUAUUGUGGCAUCUGCAGUGACGGACGUUGUUGCACCCCCCGGGCCACGAAAACCAUCCACGUGGAUUUCCGCUGUCCUGAAGGCAACAUUAUCAGGCACCCUGUGAUGUCCGUCACAAACUGUGUUUGCCAUGGCAACUGUCCUCAGGAUAACAACACUUUCUAUAGAAAGCUCCGCCGAGCCGGCUGAUUGCAAACACAUAACUGAUGACGAUUUCCAAAAGGGGGUGAAUAUUUAAUAUGUAAAAAGUUCCUUAAAAGCGAAGCGUGGAAAUGGGCAGCGAACAAUAUUACCCUGCUGGGUGUCUCUUUUUACUUUUUGGGAAAGAAAAAGUACUUUAAAGAUGCAAUGUGAUUUCCAUCUGGUUCUGUAAAUGACCCAGCUCAGUUCCUGUGGAGUUCCUUGAAAUCUUUCUUCAAGCAUUGCCACCCCGUCGUAAUAUUAGUCCCGGGGGGAGAAAUGUAACAGCUCAGCAUGUUACAUCUUUUAUUAGUAUAAGGGUUUCUUAGAACCUCUGCAAGCACUAAAACUUCUUGGUCCUC
Molecule: messenger RNA, 1460 nt
Organism: Podarcis raffonei (Aeolian wall lizard)
Lineage: Eukaryota; Metazoa; Chordata; Lepidosauria; Squamata; Lacertidae
Gene: CCN3
Product: cellular communication network factor 3
Exons: 5
Coding region: 34-1107 (357 amino acids)
Biological process (GO): cell adhesion; signal transduction
Cellular component (GO): extracellular region; extracellular matrix
Molecular function (GO): heparin binding; integrin binding
Source: RefSeq, a predicted model, not a curated record